Abrus precatorius (Indian licorice) is the source of this 2028-nucleotide messenger RNA. RefSeq names its product sucrose nonfermenting 4-like protein. The transcript has 13 exons. Lineage: Eukaryota; Viridiplantae; Streptophyta; Magnoliopsida; Fabales; Fabaceae. The record is from RefSeq and is a predicted model, not a curated record. Bases 502 to 1932 code for a protein of 476 amino acids.
ACACCCAUUCCUCGAUUUUCUCAACCUGUUUCUUCUAAUGUUUCAAUAGUUUUUUUUUUUUUCUUUUCCCCCCCUCCAUGCCAUAUUUUUUUCCCAGAAAUUCUUAAAUUUGUGGAUGUUGGAGGCUCGAUUUGGUACGUUUUUUUGAUUUAGGGUUAGGGUUUGUGUCUACUAGUCAAUGGGUUUGUUGCAUGCAAAUUGGGGUGUCGAUUUUCGUACUCUCUUCAAAUGUUUAUUUGGUUCUGUUGCAGUGAGCAACGAGCACUAGCUGUUUUAAAUUUUUUUCGCGAAACAAAGCAUUUUCAACUUUUUAUUUUCCCUACAGGACUUUGAUUUGGGGUGAAUUUUGCCUUUCCCCUCUCUCCUUUUUUCUCUUCGGCUUUGUAGUGCAUUGAAUUGGUGCUGCAUUUGCUAUCUACGAAUAGAACAAGCUGGCAUGAUGCGAUGAAGUGUAGUUAUUGGAAGUUAUUCUGACUGUAACUCUCCGAAUUUGGGGGCGGAAUGUUCAGUCCGAGCAUGGAUUCUGCGAGAGAUGCGGGUGGUGUGGCAGGGACGGUGCUAAUUCCCAUGCGCUUUGUGUGGCCAUAUGGAGGAAGAAUUGUGUAUCUAAGUGGUUCUUUCACACGGUGGUCUGAACUUCUACAAAUGUCGCCAGUGGAAGGCUGCCCAACCGUGUUUCAAGUUAUUCAUAGCUUGGCCCCUGGUUAUCAUCAGUACAAAUUUUUUGUUGAUGGAGAAUGGCGGCAUGAUGAGCAUCAGCCUUAUAUGUCUGGAGAAUAUGGGAUAGUUAACACUGUUUUAUUGGCUACUGAUCCUAACAUGGUACCUGUUUUAACUCCAGACACAGUUUCUGGAUCUAACAUGGAUGUGGAUAAUGAGGCUUUUCGACGUAUGGUAAGAGUUAGUCAGACUUACACAAGAAUAUCAGAUGUUGAUGUACAGACCUCUCGGCAGCGUAUAUCUGCAUUCCUAUCUAUGCGCACAGCCUAUGAAUUACUUCCUGAGUCAGGCAAGGUUGUUACCUUGGAUGUUGAUCUGCCUGUGAAACAGGCAUUUCACAUACUGCAUGAGCAGGGCAUUCCCAUGGCUCCUCUUUGGGACUUCUGCAAGGGGCAGUUUGUUGGAGUUCUUAGUGCUUUGGAUUUUAUUUUAAUUUUAAGAGAGUUAGGAAAUCAUGGGUCCAAUCUGACAGAAGAGGAGCUUGAAACACAUACCAUAUCAGCUUGGAAAGAAGGAAAAUGGUCAGCAUUUUCAAGACGUUUUAUCCAUCAGGCGGGGCCAUAUGAUAAUUUGAAAGAUAUUGCUUUGAAGAUCCUACAAAAUGAAAUUUCAACAGUUCCUGUUGUCCAUUCUUCUUCUGAAGAUGGUUCAUUCCCCCAGCUACUACAUCUUGCUUCACUUUCAGGAAUCCUCAAGUGCAUUUGCAGGUAUUUUAGGAAUUGUUCUAGCUCAUUGCCUAUACUACAACUUCCGAUUUGUGCAAUUCCUGUGGGCACAUGGGUGCCCAGAAUUGGGGAGUCAAAUCUUCGGCCUCUAGCAAUGUUGAGACCAAGUGCUUCGCUUACAUCAGCCCUAAACUUGUUAGUUCAAGGUCAAGUAAGUUCAAUACCAAUAGUUGAUGACAGUGAUUCAUUACUGGAUAUAUAUUGUCGAAGUGAUAUAACAGCAUUGGCAAAGGACAGAGCUUACACACAUUAUAAUCUUGAUGAAAUGACUGUUCAUCAGGCAUUGCAAUUGGGCCAAGAUUUGUACAAUCCAUACGAGCUGAGAAGUCAAAGAUGUCAAAUGUGUUUGCGAACUGAUUCUCUGCAUAAAGUGAUGGAGCGUUUGGCAAAUCCAGGUGUGAGGCGGCUUGUUAUUGUGGAAGCUGGCAGCAAGCGUGUAGAAGGCAUCAUAUCACUGAGUGACAUAUUCAAGUUCUUCCUUGGUUAAUUUGGAUUGAUGAAAAACAAGUCUGACAGUUAGUGCAGUGAUCAUGACACUGCAUUUGAUCAGGCAACAAUCAUCGGCCAAGCCAUUAAAAAGAGA